Hansenula anomala is the source of this 231-nucleotide messenger RNA. RefSeq lists its product as uncharacterized. The transcript has a single exon. The record is from RefSeq and is a predicted model, not a curated record. The coding region runs from base 1 to 231 and encodes 76 amino acids. Lineage: Eukaryota; Fungi; Ascomycota; Saccharomycetes; Phaffomycetales; Wickerhamomycetaceae.
AUGAAAUAUCUUGAAAUUGUAGUGUAUAUUGACCAGGUUCUCAUCAUCUAUAGUUCAUUUACCAAGAUUAAUGAAGUAACCACAUCAAUUACAAUGUCAUACCAUGAGUUGAACUGGAUAAGUGCCUAUGUAGCUGGGAAGCCAAUAGAGCUCUCAUCAGUCUCUGAGAUCAAGAAUCAAUUAUCUUCAAAUAUGGAAAACAUACCAACUGAAUUGGUCGAGCGUUUAUAA